AUGGAGAAAUCAAUGGAAAGCUUUACUUUUACAGUCGGGAAGCUAGAUGCGGGCAUGGCUAUUCUAUUAGGCGAACGAGCACACCUCAUUGAAUUUCCAUCUGUUCUGUUACCUCCUGGAGCCACGACGGGAUCAAUUGUGAACAUCGCCGUACACCAGAAUCACGCUGAAGAGAAGCGACGCGACCGCGAAUUCUGGGACUUGCAAGAAGAGAUUAUGAACGAGUUUGGGAAGGAAUCUCCAGAACCACCACAACUACAACUCCGAAAUGUCACCCAAACGUCGGUCACACUGCAAUGGCCUCCGAUUAAAGUCGCCAAAGCGAAGAUUCGGUCCCUCGACAUAUACCGAAACGAGCAACGUCUCGCUGCAAUCCCUUCACCCUCAACAAACACAUCAACAAAGCUCUCUGGAUUGGACAUAAACACCGACUACUCUUUCCGCCUCGUUCUCCGCACCACCGCAGGCACGCACUCAUCCAACAUACUACGCGUCCGCACACAUACGAUGACCGAUACUUCUGGUAUACGCGUGUGCUUCGGGAACGUCCAGGACUCUGUUCUGCUGGAAAACGCCAAGCUGGCAUUGAAGGAGAUGAAGGCGGAUUGGAGCGACAAGAUCCAGAUCGACACGACGCACUUUGUCUGCACUACGCCCGCUGCCACGCCGUCGGGUGCCCAGGCCGCAGGAAACGCGACGAAUGCGCCCGGCGUCGAAUACCAGCGCGCACUCCAGCUCAGCAUUCCCGUCGUGCAGCCGCACUGGAUAAUGGCAUGCCAUAUCGAGAAGAAAAUGGUUCCUAUUGCUUCGUUUUAUCUAGGGGCCAAUGCCGUGGCUCCAGCGCACUCGGCAGGGUUCACGCGCCCGCAGUCGAUGUCGCAGGCGUCGUUGACUCGCACGGCAAGCAGUCCUCCGCCGAACAGACAGAACACGCCGACGAGCCAGCGUGCAUCGAUGCCGCCGCCUGCCCGCAGCGACAACAUUGUCAGCCAGGGAUCGUCGUCAGGCUUUGAAGCGACGCCAGAGGAAGCAGAAGUCGAAGACCUGCAAUCGUCGUCUCCGGACGCAGGCAAGCGAAAGAGCAGAGCCGGGACGAUGAACAAAGACUUCAAGUUCCCAUCUCCGGCAUCAUCGCCAGUUGUGGAUGCGCAUGAUAGAUCAGUCAGCACUUCACUAUCAUCGGCUGCGACGGGUCCUGCAGUGAUGACUCCGUCAAGCAUUGAAGUACCUCCGCCUCCUCCUGUUGAGAAGGAGAGAUCACUUAGUGGAUCGGUGGACGAGGGCGAUGACGAUGUUGGGGAGACGGAGGACAUUCCAUUGUAG
Molecule: messenger RNA, 1323 nt
Organism: Pleurotus ostreatus (oyster mushroom)
Lineage: Eukaryota; Fungi; Basidiomycota; Agaricomycetes; Agaricales; Pleurotaceae
Gene: CHS5
Product: Chitin synthase, class 5
Exons: 5
Coding region: 1-1323 (440 amino acids)
Biological process (GO): Golgi to plasma membrane transport; conjugation with cellular fusion
Cellular component (GO): exomer complex; trans-Golgi network
Molecular function (GO): protein dimerization activity
Source: RefSeq, a predicted model, not a curated record